AUUCCCUGUUUCCCUUCCCCUGACUUUUUAUAGUAAUAUUUUAUUAUCUCUCUACUGUCUUCUGCCUUCUAAAACUCACCUUCUUCCAAGGCCCUCCUCUGUUUCUUCUCCUUCAAAACCUCAAAUCCCAUUUGAUCAAACCUUUUCCCACAUCUUAUCAUCCACCAUGGGAGGAGGAAAUGGGCAGAAAUCCAAGAUGGCACGUGAGAAGAACCUGGAAAAGCAAAAAGCUGCUGCCAAAGGAAGUCAGCUUGAGUCUAACAAGAAGGCCAUGACCAUCCAGUGCAAGGUGUGCAUGCAAACAUUCAUGUGUACCACAUCAGAAGUGAAGUGCCGGGAGCAUGCUGAAGCGAAGCAUCCUAAAUCUGAUGUAUCCACGUGUUUUCCUCAUCUUCAAAAAAUUGACUUGACUUACUUUACCUCCUACCUGCUUCUCGCCCUUUUAAGUUUUCCUUCUCUGUUUUUGUUUUACUUCUUCCUUACCUCUCUUUGUCUCUCUGCAAUGGCUCCUCUUUCUUUGUUGUCCUUGUUUCUUUCUUUCCUUCUAUUUCUUUCGCCUGCUAUUUCAACCAACUCUGAAGGAAAUGCUUUGCAUGCCUUGAGAAGCAGGCUUUCUGACCCCACCAAUGUGUUGCAGAGUUGGGACCCUACUCUUGUCAAUCCCUGCACCUGGUUUCAUGUCACCUGUGAUUCUAACAAUCAUGUGAUUCGUUUGGACUUAGGGAACUCUAAUAUCUCUGGGACUUUGGGGCCUGAGCUAGGUCAACUCCAACAUCUGCAGUACUUGGAGCUUUAUAAAAAUGACAUACGAGGGAAAAUUCCUGAGGAGUUGGGUAAUCUGAAGGACCUUGUUGGCAUGGAUUUGUAUGGUAACAAGUUUGAAGGAGAAAUACCCAAGUCUUUCGCCAAACUGAAGUCACUGAGAUUCCUUCGUCUUAACAACAACAAGCUAACAGGAUCAAUUCCAAGGGAGCUCACUACCCUCUCAAACCUCAAAGUAUUUGAUGUUUCUAAUAAUGAUCACUGUGGAACAAUUCCCGUUGAUGGCCCUUUUUCAAUGUUUUCAAUGCGAAGCUUUGAAAACAACAAGCGUCUUAAUGGACCGGAGCUGAAAGGACUUGUGCCUUAUGACUUUGGCUGCUAAACAAGCUAGUGUUCACCGAAGGAACUUUGAUAAAAGUACAAGAAUUGUAAUGCCCUAUCUUAUGAUGUAGCAGUGGGACUGCCUGCUAUUUCUAUGUAGUUUAGUUUGAUAGUGGUGUUGUUUUACCUUUAUAGUCUGCAGAAUAAAAUGAUCUGGGUUUUAUAACCUCAAGUUUUGCA
Messenger RNA from Theobroma umbraticum, 1323 nucleotides. RefSeq names its product leucine-rich repeat protein 2-like. NCBI's taxonomy places the organism in Eukaryota, Viridiplantae, Streptophyta, Magnoliopsida, Malvales, Malvaceae. The record is from RefSeq and is a predicted model, not a curated record.